Molecule: messenger RNA, 1289 nt
Organism: Aedes aegypti (yellow fever mosquito)
Lineage: Eukaryota; Metazoa; Arthropoda; Insecta; Diptera; Culicidae
Gene: RpIIIC53
Product: DNA-directed RNA polymerase III subunit RPC4
Exons: 3
Coding region: 171-1256 (361 amino acids)
Biological process (GO): transcription by RNA polymerase III
Cellular component (GO): RNA polymerase III complex
Molecular function (GO): DNA binding
Source: RefSeq, a predicted model, not a curated record
UGCGGUUUGGCAUGUAGUCGACAGCCGACAGACGAAAACAUCAAAAGCACGAGUUGUUGCGGAAUUUCGCAAGUUCUCGGAGUGAAAUUGAAUUUUAUUUAAUUUUAACCAUCAAACAAACAAUAAUUGUUACCUAAAAGUUUCUGUGCUCUCCGUUCUCCGUUGGUACCAUGGAAUCACCAGUGAAAAUCAAGCAAGAACCGGGUCUCAAAUCGAAACGCGGAAGCGCCUCCGGAAUUCCUCCAACAGCAGCAGCAUCUGCAGCCUCUGUUCCGAUCCCAACCACUGCCACGAUAAAAACCGAGCGCCUCACGUCCUUCAGAGUUCCCCGGGAUCUCACCUUGGGAGGCUUGGCUAACGGCCGAAAUGUGAAACCGGCCGCCAAUAAGAAAGUCUACACGCCCAACUUGAAUGCGGUGCGGAACAAAGACACGAACGUUAAAACAGCGUCCACCGGUCCGAAGCAGCGAGUCAAAUCAGAACGCAAAGACAAGGACAAAGCCGGCGGCCGGAACAAGAGCUCACUCAUCCAAACGGCGGGCAUAUUUUCCGAGGGUCUGGCGCAGCGCGUUUUGGCGCAACGGUCCAAGUAUGACAAAUAUAACAGUUCCUCGAAGGAACCGGGAGAAUCAAUCCGGCGGCCGGUGUACCGAACAGAAAUCAAAGUUGACCCGGAGGAAGAGCGGAAACGGAUUUCCGACCUCUUCGGGGACGCAGAAGAGGACGAACUGCCACAGGAAGAUGCCAAAAAGUAUGAAAGCGAUGUGACCAUGCCGGUCAAGUUGGAGAACUUGGACUACAAAUUCACCGCACUAAAGCCCGAGGUCAAAGACGAGAAACCGAAACCCGAAGCGGGAGAGUUGCUCGAGUCUUUCAAAGUAACCGACAAUCAGAACAAUCUCUUCCUGUUGCAACUUCCGGACGCGCUGCCCGGUAAAACCGACACUGAAGUGCGGAAAACGGAUUCCAAUGGUGCCGGGGAGGAGGAAACCAAACCAGAACCCCAGCGUUGCACAGUGCGAGAGCUAGAAGAAGGCUACAUAGGCAAGGUGAUGCGAUAUCGCUCGGGUAAAGUAAAACUAGUGCUCGGCAAUACGGUGUUCGAUCUGUCCAUGGGAAUGGACAGUGGAUUCCUGCAGGAACUGGUAUCGAUCACCACCAAUUCGGAGGAACGGAGCGGAAAUAUCAUAAAUCUUGCGACGAUCAAAUCCAAACUGAACGCCUCGCCUGAUUGGGAAUAUUUGUUUAAAAAGUGAUAUAAUUGGGUAAUAAAUUGUUAAGCAAACUCG